UCGGUGACACAUAAUUCGAUCGGGAGCAACGAACGGCCAAAAGGCUAACUGAGUUUACAGCUGUUACAGCUCAAAUGGCUUUCUCCUAUAUCGGUAAACAUUUAAUAUUUACUGCAGCAACAAAUGGCCAAACUGAUGCUGGGUUUGUUCGUUUGGGAAAAAGUAUAGCAGUUUUGGGUUGAGUUCGUUCGGUUGCGAGGGGGAGAAAAGUGGGUGAAUAGAUGGAAACUUCCCGCUAGAUAAAAAGAAGCAACUUGGACUAUUAAAUUGAUUGAUUCGAUAAUGUUCAUCACAAAAGCUCUUCUUCUCAUUGCACUCGCUCCAUUCCUGACUUCUGCUUUGGAAGAUGGGUUCAUUUGUCCCAAGUUGCUGCCCUCCGAGUUCGUCAAAGACCCCAACCCCAAAUAUCCCCACCCGACAAACUGCCAAAAGUAUUACGUCUGCUUGAAAGGAGUGACCCCAGUUGAACAGAGCUGCUAUCCCGGAGAGGUCUUCAACAACAACAGCAAGCAGUGCGACCUCCCCGAGAACGUUACUGAAUGCAUCGACUGGUACAAGGAUCAUCCUGCAGGCGACAUUGACGCAGAUGGCGGAAGAUUCUAUGGUCGCAAAUAAGUCGAUCAACAUUAUCCUACAAUCCUUCGCCUCAACCAAUAUUUAUUCUGUUUAACGUUUAUUAUCAUGGAAUCGGUAAAUACUGGCCCUCUUCAUUAUUAUUUUAUCUGGUCAUCUGUUGCGUUAAUACUUAUAUACAUAUCUCACAUUACCUAAAUUCAGCCUAAAUUAAAAAUAUACGGAGACUAUUAAUUAUACUACUGCUAUAAGCGGUUGAGCAUUCAGCAUGAGAUGGAAAUGAAUUGAACGCCAAACAAAUGGUGUUGACGCAACAAAGGGACUCUAUGUAGACCGGUUGGUCCAGCUUUUUGCUGGUUUGUUUGUUUUUUAACUCUCCAUUUCAGCAGAGUUACAACACACACACCACACAUUAAGCAUGUACGCGUUUCGGUGCCCUACAGCUGAUGGUUUCAGUGAACCAGUUUGGGGUCUCUCGAUUACCUUCACGUCCCUCAUUCGCGCCUUUAACGGCGCGUCGUUAAUUCGAGUGUCAUGCGCGCCCUGUCUCUUUUGCCUGCCCAGCCAAAGGCGAUCGUUUUUUCCCUUUCACUUUUGCAUUCGCCUC
Molecule: messenger RNA, 1180 nt
Organism: Daphnia pulicaria
Lineage: Eukaryota; Metazoa; Arthropoda; Branchiopoda; Diplostraca; Daphniidae
Exons: 3
Coding region: 283-615 (110 amino acids)
Cellular component (GO): extracellular region
Molecular function (GO): chitin binding
Source: RefSeq, a predicted model, not a curated record